Messenger RNA from Thyridium curvatum, 1662 nucleotides. RefSeq lists its product as uncharacterized. Lineage: Eukaryota; Fungi; Ascomycota; Sordariomycetes; Thyridiales; Thyridiaceae. Gene Ontology annotation, molecular function: lipid binding. The coding region runs from base 1 to 1662 and encodes 553 amino acids. The transcript has 2 exons. The record is from RefSeq and is a predicted model, not a curated record. Gene Ontology annotation, cellular component: ERMES complex. Gene Ontology annotation, biological process: phospholipid transport; mitochondrion organization.
AUGGCUUUCAACUUCAACUGGUCGCCGCUCACGGCCGACGCGAGCUUUUACAAGCGCGCAACGGACCUGCUGACGGCCGCCCUGAACAAGUCGCCCAAGCCGCCCAUCAUCGUCGAUGAUAUCAUCGUCAAUGAGCUCAACUUGGGUUCGGUUCCUCCCGAGCUCGAGAUCCUCGAGAUUGGCGACCUGGCCGAGGACAGGUUCCGGGGCAUCUUCAAGAUGUGCUAUUCCGGCGAUGCGUUCCUGACGCUGAAGACCAAGGUCCAAGCGAAUCCCAUGAACACAUAUCUCUACUCCAAGCCGUCAUUUACGUCUCCACAGCCGCUCGCUGCGGCUUCGGGCAUGACUAUUCCCCUCCAGAUUACCUUGUCGGAAAUCAAGCUGUCGGCGUUCAUUAUCGUCGUUUUCUCCAAGCAAAAGGGCCUCACCCUGGUCUUCCGGAAUGACCCACUCGAGUCGCUCAAGGUCUCGUCGACCUUUGACUCCAUACAGUUCGUUAGGGACUACCUGCAAAGAACGAUUGAGGGCAAGCUCAGGGAUCUCAUGAUGGACGAGCUGCCCGCCAUUAUCCACCGCCUUUCUCUGCAGCUCUGGUGUCCCGAUCAGCUCUCCAAGAACGACACCGAUAUCUUGAGGGAGGCCGACGAUGAGGCUGCUAUCGACCCCCUCGCAGGCGGCGCCACCACCCCGGCCGUCGAUAUUCAUGGCCAUGUCCUCGACACUAGCGACGUCUCGGCCCUCUCCGUCGAGACCGCCGAAUUCCACUCCCUCUUCUCCCAGAAGAACCUCCUGCGCCUAGCAGCAUUGACCAACUCGCACAGGACAUUGUCCCUGUUCACCCCCGGCAUUCGUGAGAUUGUCUUCCGAGCUUGGGCCAACCCCUUGGACAGGUCCGAGACAUCACAUAGCUCGCCAUUUGCCACCCCGAGCCUUGUCAGGUCUCACUCCUACCACGGGAGUGCGACCACGUACACCUUCUCCGACACGGCCAGCCAGGACCAAGGACACCUCCCGUCCCGGCCGUCACUCGUCAGUCUCGGCUCUGCUACCACAGGUCUCUCUCUUGGUGCUGGUAGACACGCAAAGACCGGCAGGAAGAAGAAGACCCGUGUCGUCAACCUCCGCCGCAACAAGACCCAGAGCGAGACCACAAGCGAGGCCGGGGAGACCAGUUCGGAUACCAUGUCCGUCCAGGGACCGCAGUCUGAGCCUGUUAUUCCGGCUUCCAUCCCCGAAGAGACAGAGGCCGAAACCUUGGUCGGUAGCUCCUCUACCCAGUCCAAAGUCCGUUUCACGGAAGGCUCGAACAAGUCUCAACUGCCUGCUCGUCCAUCUCUGCAUCCGGAGCUGUACACCGCUCCUGAGCCCCAGUACAAGGCUGCCGAAGCUGCCGACUCCAAGGCCAGUGCUAAGCAGCCCUCGAGGAGGGAGGCUCCUGCUCAGACCAAGCGCUCAGAAAAGCAGGCUACCAUGUCUGCUGACAUCAAGACUACCGCCCAGGAGGACGGCGCCCAGUCCGAAUCAUCAGCAGUGAUGCUGGAUCAGGCCUGGAUCAUGAAGAUGGCUGGUGAGAUUGCCCGCCGCGUGUACGACGAGAAGCGCCGUAAUCCCGCUCUGUGGGACGAGAGAGACGAGGCGCCUCCAGCAUACGAAGCACGUUAA